This is a messenger RNA of Penicillium canescens, 444 nucleotides long. RefSeq lists its product as uncharacterized. The record is from RefSeq and is a predicted model, not a curated record. The coding region runs from base 1 to 444 and encodes 147 amino acids. The transcript is spliced from 4 exons. Gene Ontology annotation, molecular function: protein dimerization activity. NCBI's taxonomy places the organism in Eukaryota, Fungi, Ascomycota, Eurotiomycetes, Eurotiales, Aspergillaceae.
AUGACAUUUAAGGGGAUAAAACGACUUAGUGUCUUAAUAGUAGAAAAGCACGAAGGCUGUUUUUUCAUAAUCGCUACUCUUACGCGGGAUAUUCUCUCGAUUCUAGCAUUUAGUGCUAGCGUAGAGCGACUUUUAAGUACUACUCGAAAUAUCUACUAUUAUCGCCGCCGUCGUAUAAAGUCCAAAAUAAUUAAAGAGCUUAUAAAAUUUCUUUAUACUUUAAGGGUUAACCUUAAGAGCGGGAGGCAAAGGAGAAUAAAAGUAGUAAAGGAAGAGAAGGAUAAAAGGUCUAAUAAGGUUAAUAUAGACGGAACUAGUGAUACCAAGGAGCUAGUCGAUAAGUCUAAUAAUCUAAUAGAGAUUAAUAAUAAUAGUGAUAAUAGUGAUAAUAGUGAUAAUAGUAAUAAUUAUACUAGGCCUCUACUACUAGAGAGUAGUAUAUAG